AGCUCUUCGGCAACCGCAGAUCAAAACACCAAACCAAAAAUCACCAUGAAGUUCCUCAUUGUCUUCGUCGCCCUCUUCGCCGUGGCCCUGGCUGAUGUUGAGAUCGUGAGGCAGGAUUCCGACGUCCAGCCUGAGGGCUACCAAUUCAGCUGGGAGACGAGCGAUGGCUCACAGGCCCAGGCCCAGGGUGUCCUGAACAAUCCUGGAUCCGAGCACGAGUCUCUCGCCGUCAAGGGUGCCUACUCCUACGUGGGUGAAGAUGGCGUGACCUACUCCGUCAGCUACAUCGCCGACGAGAACGGAUUCCAGCCCCAGGGUGCCCAUCUGCCCGUUGCCCCCCAGGCCUAAUUCCCCUCAACCGGAUUGUGCAGUUCCUUGUUAAUAUCGCUUAACUUCCACAAACUCUUCUUAGCCCUUCUUUUCGAGGGCACGAGAAUCUAAGUCAAAAAACCUAAAUUGUUGAAUAUUAAAGAAAACAUGAUACCAUAAAAA
Molecule: messenger RNA, 492 nt
Organism: Drosophila ficusphila
Lineage: Eukaryota; Metazoa; Arthropoda; Insecta; Diptera; Drosophilidae
Product: larval cuticle protein 65Ag1-like
Exons: 2
Coding region: 46-348 (100 amino acids)
Cellular component (GO): chitin-based extracellular matrix
Molecular function (GO): structural constituent of chitin-based larval cuticle
Source: RefSeq, a predicted model, not a curated record